Molecule: messenger RNA, 5497 nt
Organism: Dermochelys coriacea (leatherback sea turtle)
Lineage: Eukaryota; Metazoa; Chordata; Testudines; Dermochelyidae
Gene: LIFR
Product: LIF receptor subunit alpha
Exons: 20
Coding region: 748-4020 (1090 amino acids)
Biological process (GO): cytokine-mediated signaling pathway
Cellular component (GO): membrane; external side of plasma membrane
Molecular function (GO): protein binding; cytokine receptor activity
Source: RefSeq, a predicted model, not a curated record
GCAAUCAGAUCUGCCUGGCUGAGGCAAUCCACGAUCGUUGAGAGGGAAAACUCUGACACUGACUCUGUGAAGGGUUUUGGAUAAAUCUUUGCGGUUGGGUGCGUUCGUUACUGUUCGCUCUUCACUCAGCUGACUGGAAACUGAGUCGCGUCUCCCUCUGCUGGCAGGAUCAGGGCCUCCGAGACAGCGGGGGGACGGGGAAAGCGGUGACCAAAGACUUUAGAGCAGCCCAAUGAUUCCGCCCCCCGGUGUGUUUUUUGGUGACACGAGCUCCACGUCCCCGCACCCUCCUCCGCCCCUGCCGUAUCACUGCUGCUCUGCGGCACAACCCAGCCCCGGGCAGUAGGAGUGACUGGGUGUCUGUCAGGGGCCUGCUGAGAUUCAAAGCCCGGCCAGCCCCACAGCGCCCCCCACGCCGCCUCCUCCCCUUCCCCUGCCUCCGCCUCGGGGCCCGACCCCGAUCCCGCCGCGUCCACGCCCGCAGCCCGCCGGCCGCUCCAGCGCGCAGGCUCCGCUCGCCUCCAUCCCGCUGGAGAGGCCGGCCCCCGCACUCCCCUCCCCGCCGUGCGGCGCAGAGCCGGCGGCGGCAGCCGGAGCUGGGCCCCGUGCGCUAUGGAGCGCCCCGCGUAGCUGCUGCUCAGGGCUCGCCGCCCGCGGGAGAGGCGCUGGAGGAACUGGCAAAUUUGUACAGAAGAUGAAGUUUAUUCCUGCUUAAGGUUGUCAUCCUAAAUAGUAAAUGGUAAAAGAAUGUGGGAUAAUCCAAGUCUCCGAUGUCUCCUAGCAGUAGCUUUCUUACAUUUGCUGAGCUUAAUAUAUAGUCAAGAGACAGGUUUUCCAGAAGCACCCUGGAGUUUGAAAUGUAUCACACAUGACUUAAACAGAAUGAUCUGUUCCUGGGAUGCCACCUCCAGUGCAAACCCUGGACUGACUUACAAGAUUUGUUAUACAAACAGUGAACCAUUCUCUCCAGUGUGUAUUGAAACUGGGGAAAAAAGGGCAGAUAUUCCAGUGGCAAUGGGCUCCACUAACGUACAGAUAACCACACUAAAUGCUUCUGGAACUCCUUUAGCUACUGAAACAUUUGUAUUGCCUGAGGAAAAUGUUUCACUUAUUCCACUCACCCCCCAAAUUCUUAAUCUGAAUGCCGACUUUUCAACUUACACAUUAUAUCUGAAGUGGAACGAUAGUGGCUCAGUCUUCCAACAUGAAUUAGAUGCCAGCUGGCAGAUUCAGAUUCUGCGUAAGGAAACAAUGGAGACAGUGACACUAAUGAAUUAUGAUUCAAAAUUGACUGGCCAAGACUCUAUUCUUUCUUGGAAUUGGACAUCUGACAUACCUUUGGAGUGUACUUCACACCAUGUGAAAAUUAGAUGUUAUAUUAAUGAUCCAUAUUUUAGUGGUAGGAAGGAAUGGAGUGAAUGGAGCCCAAUUAAAACAGUUCCUGGAAAAGAUACUAAGCUCAGUAGCGCUGUGGUUUUUCCUCAAGACAAAGUGGUACUAGUGGGCUCAAAUGUCACAUUUUGCUGUUUAUACAACGAAGGGGAAAGUAUAAAAUAUAUGAAAUAUGGAUCAGAAAGUUAUUCACUCCUUCGCCUCAGCAAGUGGAGCAGUGCAAUCAAAGUGCAGAAUGUCAGUGCUUCAAUUUCUAGUGGGACAAAUGUAUGGUGCUCGCUGCUGCCAGAUAAUGCGGCAGGAACAGUAUUAUUUGUAGGAUAUGCCCCUGAUAUGCCACAAAACCUGAACUGUGAAACGCGCACCUUUAUUACUAUAACAUGUAGCUGGAACCCAGGCAGACCCACGGGACUGUACAGGCAACGGCAAACAAAGUAUAUUUUAUUUGAAAGAAUAUCUAGAGAAAAUGUUACAUGCAAAGUAGAUGAAUUGAAUAAGAAACAUCACUGUGACUUUCCAGUGCAUGCUAAUCAAAAAAUCUACAGUUUCACACUAGGAGCUUCCAAUCCUCUUGGUCGAGCAGAAUCAUCGCUCUUAAUUGAUGUAAAUCAAAGAGUUAAUCUGGAAACUCCUGAUAAAUUCACUGUGAGCACUAAUAGUUCAACAAAUGCCCAUCUGUCUUGGUAUAUACCUGGCAACUUUAUUCAAAUCAGACUUUUGUGUCAAAUUGAAAUUAGAAACAGUAAUUCAGAACGACGACUGCAGAAUGUCUCAAUGGCUGGUGCAGAAAACUCAAAUUACAAAGCUCAGGUGGACGCAUUACAUCCGUAUGCCACAUACACAUUCCGAGUGCGUUGUUCAGCUUCUAAGCAUUUCUGGAAAUGGAGUAAAUGGAGUGAGGAAAAAAAGCUCACAACUUUGGAAGCCCCUCCUGCAAGAGGACCGGAUAUCUGGAGAGAGAGAAGUGCUGUCGGAGAAACUCUAACAGUCUUUUGGAAGCCAUUACUACUUUCUGAAGCAAAUGGAAUAAUACUGUCCCAUGAAGUGUCAUGUUACCUGCGAGAGACAAUGCUUGAAGUCCCUGUACCCUUGAACAGCACUGAAAUAAAACUUGAGGGAAAUGAUUGUUUAAUUAGUGUUGUAGCCAAAAAUCGUGCUGGCUCAUCUCCCCCUUCUAAGAUAACUAGUGUGGAUCUUCCAAGUGACAAUGUCAAAACAGAGCUGGCAAUUGCAAUGGGAAAUGGAAUUUACAUUUCUUGGCAUUCUGACCCCAAUGUGACCUGUGGCUACACAUUAAAAUGGUGUAUUUCAUCUGGAUCUGAAUCAUGUAGUGUGGACUGGGAAACGUUUCCUUCAAAUGCAACAGAUGCUGUGAUAAAAUCUGCUCUAUUUCAACCUGGUGUGAGAUACAAUUUUUCACUAUAUGGCUGCAAACACAAUGGAUAUCAGUUAUUACAGAAUAUAACGGGAUAUAUGAAAGAAUUGCCUCCAAAGGUAGCACCAAGUUUUACUGUAGAAGAAACCUCUUCAGAGUCAAUAUUAGUAAAAUGGGAAGACAUUCCUGUUGAAGACUGCCAGGGCUUUUUAAAGGGAUAUAUUCUUUACUUUGCAAAAGGGGAGAAAGGUACUUCAAAGACUAAUUUUAUGGAAGAAGGGUCUCCUGAGCUAACAGUUAAGAAUAUUACUGACCUAACAAAAAAGUCUUUGAGAAUACUUGAUCUUCAAGGCAAAACAAGUUACCGACUGGACUUACGAGCCUAUACUGUUGGUGGAAUAGGCCCAUCGAAAGACCUGUAUGUGGUGACUAAGGAGAAUUCCGUGGGGUUGAUCAUUGCCAUUCUCAUCCCAGUGGCAGUAGCUCUUGUGCUUGGACUGGUGACCAGCAUCCUUUGCUACCAAAAGAGAGAAUGGAUUAAAGAAACGUUCUACCCUGACAUUCCAAAUCCUGAGAACAGUAAGGCAUUGCAGUUUCAGAAGAAUAUAUGUGAGGGGAAUACAGCUCUUAAAACCUUGGAAAUGAACCCUUGUACCCCAAAUAGUGUGGAAGUGGUGGAAACGCGAUCCACGGUCCUUAAAAUAGAAGACACAGAAAUUAUAUCCCCUGUAGCGGAUAGUGAGCUUCCUGAAGAUGGGUCUGACCCAGAAACAGGAAGCCACGUGGUAGUGUCAUACUGCCCACCAAUCAUUGAGGAGGAGAUCUCCAGUCCACUAAUAGAUGAACCUGUGAGAUCUUCUCAACUCAUUUAUAUUGACAUUCAGUCAAUGUAUCAGCCUCAAAUUAAUCCAGAGGAAGAGCCAGAAAUUAACUUUGUCACUACAGCAGGCUAUAAGCCGCAAAUGCAACUGCCAAUUAAUGCUAUGAAAAUGGAGAGUCACUCACCCACAGAAGAGGACUUAGAUAAAACUGCGGGCUACAGACCUCAAGCAAACACUAAUGUCUGGAAGUUAGACUCUCCAGACUCUCCUAUAUCAAUUCAAAGCAACAAUGAAAAUGGAUCUUUUGGAAGUCCGUGCUCCAUUAAUUCUCGGCAGUUUUUGAUCCCCCCAAAGGAUUAUGAAGACUCUCCCACCCCUAAUAACACAGGGUGGGCCUUUACAAAUUUUUUUCAGAACAAACCAAAUGAUUAACAAUCAUGGUAAUCGUCAUUUCAUCUGAACCUGCCAUUUAAGAAGUUCUUGUUCCUAGUGUUGUCGUAACAGCAUGGGUUAUCCUUGGAGACAUAUUUUUUCGUGAGCUGAAUGUUAUCACAUUUAAGUUAAAGUGUUAAUGUUCCAUUUUAAUACAGACUAAAAACCCAAAGUUAUAGAAACUCAGUUAUUACACUACGAAGAUACAGGGGUUUUGAGGCUGGAUCUCCUCGGAAUCCUAGUCAAAGAACUCUGUCUGCUUUCAAGUUGUGUUUCAAAAUCAGUAUGAUCUCAUACAACUUGUUACUUUGAAAGGUGUCCUACUUCUGUUGUUAACUGGUUCUUAUUAUGAAUAUUCAGAAUGACUAAAUCAAACCAGUUUACCAACUGUCUAGAUGAGGGUGAUGGCGGUAGGCAAACUUUCAGUCUAACAGCUGGAAAUUACAUGCUUAGAUUGGUAGUUAAUUAAAUCUGUUACCUAGACAUUACAAUUAGCACUUCAAUCUGUGCUUAAUUAAAGUCCCAUGGGGAAAAAUAUCAUAAUCAUUUAACACUUUAAACAAUGGCUAUUCAUGUUUGUUGUUUGAUAACCAGAACACUAGUUUCUGUACCUACUGUACAAUGUUUAGUCAAUAUCUGACUCAGGGGUACAAACUUGGAAAAUUAGUAUAACACUGAUUUAAACCUCAACAAGAACUGCAAAAUGUUUAAACUUCAGCAUUCAUUUUUUAAACCUUAAAACACUAUAUUUUUUCUCUUUUGGUUAAGGAGGUAGUAUUUCCUAAUGUAUUGCACUAAUGUGUUUUGUAUUUUAUAGCUGCAGCUCCAGAUCUGCUACCUCAAAGAGGUUACGCAUCUUUUUCGUCUAGAAACAUUUGUUUUGACCAUUAUUAGUCUAGAACUAAAGUGCUGUGAGCAGGCCACCCAAGUGAUUAGUCUCAUUCUUCAACAGUCGUUGGUUGCACUCACCUAUCAGUAGAGACUGCUCCAUAGAUUGCAUUUAAUAGCACUGGCUACCCAGGCAGAUUUGCUCCACAAGUGAGAAAGGUUGGUCUUUAUCUGUAAUAGUUCCCACCAGCCAGGAAGACUCUGUGGCUAAUCUCCAGAAACAUUAUCUACCAAACAGAGCGCUCUUUCCAAAUCUUAGGUGGAAACGUAAGGUGGGAUUUCUCGACAGGCAAGGGGGAUCCCACGUAAGCUAAUGCCACUAAUGAUUUUUAAUAGCUACCUCCCCAGCGCUGGUCACCUGAUGUAAUGUUCUAAUGGCAAGAUUAGCGUUUGUGUGUUUUAAAAAUCAUCAUCUUUGAGUAUUUCUGCUUUCACACCUGUGUCAAUUAAACCUGCUAUAAACAGCUCUAAUUGUAACACUUCAAUGUAUAAACGUUAGGUUGUGACAAGUGCAUCACAAGAACCAAGCCAUUACUUCAUUGACUUUGUUUUUUAAACGCUUUAUAACUUAAAUCUAUUACUAAUUGUU